AUGUAUGUGAAAUGGUUUGAUACAGUAAUGUUUUACUAUGUGAUUUUAGUGUAUUUAGUAAAUGUCACUUUUUGUCAUUUUCAAAUCACCCGCCAGUUCCGUCCCCGUACAUCAUGACACUUGCAGGGGACGGAACCCAGAUGACAGAUGCCGGCAUCGGCCAGAGGACACUGCAGGAGGGACAUUGCAGGAGCGCAGGACAAGAUAAGAGAAGAACAGAUCCCGGAGCAGAGCCGCAUGGUAAGCCCGAGUGUAGCUCGGGGUUACCGCUUGUAGUACUGAAA
This is a messenger RNA of Staurois parvus, 284 nucleotides long. NCBI's taxonomy places the organism in Eukaryota, Metazoa, Chordata, Amphibia, Anura, Ranidae. The record is from the annotation of a GenBank genome assembly.